This is a messenger RNA of Penicillium odoratum, 1017 nucleotides long. Its product is annotated as alpha/beta hydrolase. The annotation marks the transcript as partial. Gene Ontology annotation, molecular function: hydrolase activity. The record is from RefSeq and is a predicted model, not a curated record. The transcript is spliced from 3 exons. NCBI's taxonomy places the organism in Eukaryota, Fungi, Ascomycota, Eurotiomycetes, Eurotiales, Aspergillaceae.
GAACUGAUCAAUCGCUAUGACCCCGUAUAUGUCGAGCACUACAACAAGUACAACGCUGGACGUCUGCAUACCCACGAGGUUCCAAUCGACGAGCUUCGCCAGAACCCGGCCCGUUAUCUCAUUUCUUACGGCCGUGCUCGUGGUACCGAUAUCUAUCGCAUAACUGAACAAAAAUGCCCCGUCAAGGGGGGCGAGAUCACUAUUCGUAUAUUUGAACCAGCUCCUAAGCAAAGUAUACACGGUGAACAACAGAAAAGGGCAGCCUAUAUCAACUUCCACGGCGGCGGAUGGGUAUUUGGAAGCCUAGCUACUGAUCAUGAUUUCUGCAAGACCCUUGUUGAUGGUCUUGACGGAAACCUUGUUGCAUUUGAUGUGGAUUACCGACUAGCUCCCGAGUAUCCAUUUCCAAUUCCGGUAGAUGAUUGCUGGGUGGCUUUCAAUUGGAUCCGAACCAAAAUGGCGACCAAGCUUAACCUCGACCCGACCCGACUAUCUGUAGGUGGUGCAUCUGCAGGUGGCCAUCUUGCAGCUGUCAUCGCGCAUCUUUGUCGCGAUGAGGGGAUCCCUUUGGGAUUGCAAGUUUUAACUGUCCCCGUGUGCGACCUGCAUAGUGUUUUUACUCCAGAUGGAAAAUUUGACCGUGAAAACUGCCCAUACGAAUCCUACCGAGAGAUGGAGUUUGCUCCAGCACUCCCUGCGGCCCGCAUGGCAUACUUUCACCGACACUUCCUCGGUGUUCCUCGACCUCCACCAUCUAAAGAUGAUUGGAAAAUAUCUCCCAUGCUCGCUCCAGAUUUUGAAGGGCUAGCUCCGGCCCUAAUCACAACAGCUGAGCUUGAUCCUUUGCGUGAUGAGGGUGAAGUAUAUGCAGCUAAGCUCGAAGCAGCAAAGGUUCGCGUAGAACUCAAGCGAUAUAUAGGGGCACCUCAUGUGCUAUGCGCCUUGGAUGGUAUUCUUGAAGGAGGGCGACAGUACAAUGCAGCUGUGAUCGCAGCACUGCAACGGGAGCUGGCGUGA